AGUGGACUCAUUCACCACAAGGAAAUUCCGGCAGAAUUACAGAAUUAUGCGAUAACCCAAGAGCUUCCUCUUGAUUGCAUAUGGAAUAUAACUGUUCAACAUGGUUAUCAGGUUAGACCAACCGAACAAUUGUGAGUCCAAUUUCAUCGAGGUCUAUCAUAACAAUAUGAAUAUAUCGGAGCGUGAAUACCAAUUCUGCGCGACUCUAGUCGAGUCCGUGCGCUCAAAGUCUAACGUAAUGCACAUCCGGUUCUUUGCCAAACACAACGCCAUUCAAACCACUCGUUUUGAGAUCGUAUACACGGCCUAUAGGCAGCUCAAAAACUGGACAGGCUAG
Messenger RNA from Medioppia subpectinata, 337 nucleotides. The record is from the annotation of a GenBank genome assembly. Lineage: Eukaryota; Metazoa; Arthropoda; Arachnida; Sarcoptiformes; Oppiidae.